AUGAGUUAUUCAUCACAACCAAAAUAUCGACGUAUAUGUUAUUUUACCAAUUGGGGUGCACAUCGUUCGAUGAAAGAAGCUCGAUUGUACCCGGAAGAUAUUCCAGCCAAUUUAUGUACACAUAUUUUGUAUGCAUUUGCGACACUUAGUGGACAAAACUUACAAGCACAAAUAGCAAAUGAUUUACAAGUUUAUCAAGGAGAACAACCUCUCUAUCCAAGAAUAAUGAAGUUGAAAGAACAAAAUCCAGAUUUAAAAGUUUUAAUAUCAUGUGGAGGAUGGGGGAAAGCUGGCGAAUUUGAUUCGUUAGUAGGCUCAAAUGAGGCAAGCAAAAAUGUGAUUAAAUUUUGUCGACAACAUGGAUUUGAUGGUGUUGACCUUGAUUGGGAAUUUCCUGGUGCUGAUCAAAAAGAACGUUUUGGCUUACUGGCCAAAACGAUGUAUAAAAUAUUUAAAAAAGAAGCAAAAAAAUCGAAUAAAGAACGUUUAUUAAUCAGUAUAGCAACGGCUGCUGGUGAAUUUUUAAUUAAAAAAGGGUAUGAUGUACCAGUAUUAUGCAAGUAUUUGGAUAUGAUUAAUGUGAUGACUUAUGACCUUUAUGGUUCCUGGCAUAAUAAAAUUGGACACCAUAGUGCACUCUACCAUCGAGAAGGAGAAACGGGAAUGGAAAGAGAACUAAAUACGAAUACCUCGAUGUAUAAUUGGGUAACACGCGGUUGUCCUCGUGAAAAACUUCAUAUUGGUAUUCCCGGUUAUGGUCGAGCAUUUUCAGCUAGUGGUAAUAAUCCAUUAAAAGCAUUUGGACAAUCUGGUGGAGGUAGUGGAGGAGUAUCGUCACCAUAUCUUGGAGAAAGUGGUCUGUUGGCUUAUUUUGAGAUUUGUCGAAAAGAAGCUAAGGAAGGCUUUAAACGUUAUUGGCAUAAACAACAUCAGAUACCAGUUAGUUUUAAAGAUGGAACAUGGAUCGGAUAUGAUGAUCCAGAUUCAGUUAGAAAUAAAUGUAAAUAUGUAAAACGUGAACAAUUUGGUGGUGCAAUGAUUUGGACAUUAGAUAUGGAUGAUUUUCAUGGAAAUUUUUGUAAGAAACAUGGAACAAAAUUUCCUCUAAUAAGUGCAAUGAAAGAAGAAUUUGAACUAGAAGACGAUAACAAUGUCAAUGUCAUCCUAUCAACAACAACCACAAAUAAAACACGGACUAUGAAAGAUGAUGAAGAUGAAUUAGCUAGUGAACUAGACCAAAUGAAUGAAUUUAAUACAUUAUUAGAUUUAAUGUUGCAUGGAGCAGUGCAAUCAGCAUCACAAAUAAAACAAAUUAAAACAAUUAAAUUUUAUUUACUUCUAUUAUUUGUCAUAAUUAUAAAAUAA
Messenger RNA from Didymodactylos carnosus, 1365 nucleotides. The record is from the annotation of a GenBank genome assembly. Lineage: Eukaryota; Metazoa; Rotifera; Eurotatoria; Philodinida; Philodinidae.